UAAAUCUAGGUGUGCGGGGAACCUAGCGGAGGCGUCUUGGGUAGAAAAACCUCUCCCCAGAGGCCAGGCACACCUGAUCACGGCCCCGCACUACCCUUUUCUGGCAUCUGGGACGCUGCUUCCUAGUGUGGAUGGAACUUCCUGUGCACGUCUUCAGCGCACGCGCCCUCGGCUCCCUGUGCGCAUGCGCGGUCACCCCCGCGCUGACGUCGUGUGCCCCAGCCUGGGCGGCGGUGGCUCUGGGUGAAGAGGUGUUCGGCUGCUACCCAGGGUCCCGCGGGGCCCGCCUCUCCACGCUCGCCUGCGGGUCAUUGCGCCUGGCCUGGUGUCCGCCUCCUCCCCUCGACCUCUGGGUCUCCUCCGGGGUGUUUCCACACUAGAGCCCCCCCCCUUUUCUCCUCUCUUCUCUCUCUCUCUCUCUUCCCUCCCCUCUAAGAAUGAAACAUGACUGAAGACUCUCAGAGAAACUUUCGUUCAGUAUAUUAUGAGAAAGUGGGGUUUCGUGGAGUUGAAGAAAAGAAAUCAUUGGAAAUUCUCCUAAAAGAUGACAGGCUGGAUAUUGAGAAGCUUUGUACUUUUAGCCAGAGGUUCCCUCUCCCAUCCAUGUACCGUGCAUUGGUGUGGAAGGUUCUUCUAGGGAUCCUGCCUCCACACCAUGAGUCCCAUGCUCAGGUGAUGGUGUAUCGCAAAGAUCAGUACUCUGAUGUCCUUCACGCCCUGAAAGUCAUUCGCUUCAUCAGUGAUGCCACGCCUCAGGUGGAAGUCUCUCUCCGAAUGUAUCAACUGGAGUAUGGCAGGUUGCCUCGAAGUCCCUCCUUUCCACGGGAGCCAGAGGAUGAAGUAUUUCUUGCCAUUGCCAAAGCCAUGGAAGAGAUGGUGGAAGAUAAUGUCGACUGUUACUGGAUCAUCCGAUGCUUUGUGAACCAGUUAAACAACAAGUACCGGGAUUAUUUACCCCAGCUGCCGAAGGCUUUUGAGCAGUACUUGAGCUUGGAAGACAGCAGGCUGCUGAGUCACCUGAGGACGUGUUCUGCAGUGUCCAGACUUCCUUAUGACCUCUGGUUCCGGAGGUGCUUUGCUGGCUGCCUGCCCGAAUCUAGCUUACAAAGGGUUUGGGAUAAAGUUGUCAGUGGAUCCUGUAAGAUCCUAGUCUUUGUAGCUGUGGAAAUUUUAUUAACUUUUAAAAUAAAAGUGAUGGCACUGAACAGUGCAGAGAAGAUAACAAGGUUCCUGGAAAAUGGCAACCACAAGGAGAAUGUGACCAGAGAAGGACAUGGAAAAAUCCUUCAAGAAGCUUGUCCUGACUGAACAGAACUCCAAAUGGAAUAUACCAGCAAGCACUUAAUGUUCAAAAUUCAAGAUCAUCACUACAAUUAGGGAUUCCUGUGUAGCUGACCAAGAGUGUAAACCACGUGCUCUCAGGCUUGUGAGCGCUCACACUGACCUUUGGACACUGUCUUUCUGGUGUCCACCAUUCUCUUCCUGGAGUGCUAACCUGUCCUUGGCAAUUGGAAGCCUAUCUUUUUCCUCUCCUGCUUGCCCUCUGGACACCAUGCUGAGGGAGG
Messenger RNA from Castor canadensis (American beaver), 1565 nucleotides. It is a transcript of the gene Tbc1d7, whose product is annotated as TBC1 domain family member 7. Gene Ontology annotation, molecular function: GTPase activator activity. Gene Ontology annotation, biological process: negative regulation of TOR signaling; activation of GTPase activity. NCBI's taxonomy places the organism in Eukaryota, Metazoa, Chordata, Mammalia, Rodentia, Castoridae. The record is from RefSeq and is a predicted model, not a curated record.